CCUGUCAUGAGACAGUUUUUCUCGUUCUAAUUUCUAACUAAUUAGUCCCAUAGGAUUUUGGACAGAACAGUUUGCCACAAAUUGCAUUUUUUUGGGUGUUUAAGUUCCUUUAGAUAUUUUUCACCAUCAUCAUUUUCAAGAUAUCCAUUAAUCAACACUUAAUAUUGUGCACUUAAAAUGUAUACGCUGACAGAAAAUUAAAAUAAUCUUCUUUAUAAUCAAUGUCUUUAUGUGAUCAAACUAUUCAGGUUCAGCUUAUGUAUUAUGGUUUUGAAAUUUAUUUUGUUUAACGUCAUUGAAAGCUCUUUACUUCUACCUUUUUAAAUCAAGUCUUACCGAUAUGCCAUAUGAAUUUGAAGAAGUACUAGUAUUUACAUGGUAAUAAUUGACUUCAUAAUCGACAGUCAUUACUGUUAUGAUAUUGUUGGGUCACAUCCACCUUUUUUUUUUAUGAAUAUCCUUUUUCUUGCUCAUCCACGCCUCUUCUGUCAUGCCCAAGGAUAUGAACAUUGAUCCAAGAAGUGCAACCUCACAUUUUAUUAUCCAUUUGUACCUAUUAUUUUUGUAGAUCCAAUUACAUGUUCAAAUAAAGAACUGUGAGGCUCUAUCCUAUGGUAGAUAUAACAAUCAAUAACUGCCAAUAUUGUACUAGUGUUGACAAUUAGAGCUUCAUGCUUUAAAAUUGGGGUCAGUUCCUGUUUCUUGGAUCAAUAAAGGGAGCGAGUCCAUCCUUUUUGGGUGGUACACUGUACCCAAGCUUGACGAUGAUGUUCAUACUUGCCUGGAGUGACAGGACAGCUGAGUUUAAAUUUUAGUUGCUGAUGGUGGUAGCCAACAAAUCAUUGGAAACUUGAGGUGGGAUGCUGAAACAUUCAACGGUUAACAUGCCAUUUAUAUAUGGAGAGACUGGCCAAUUCAAACCCUUGACUUGUUGGAGGGGUGUCAUGAGAUGAUAUGAUAUCCAAAACCUAUAAAAAAGAGAAAAUUGGAAAGAACAUUUCUUCUCAUCUCAAUUGUAUUUAAAUACAAACUGAAAUAUGGGAAAUUUCAGAGUUUUUGCAAAAUUCAACUAUAAGAGGUCCUACCUAAACCAGGGAGAAUUUUGGGGUUCUAUCGUUUUGCAUAGGAGCAAUUUGACCUUAAAAAAUUGAUAGAUCAAUGAAGUAGGUCUAUGAUUGAAUUGGCUUUCCAGAUGUAUAAUAGGAAUCUCUACAUAUACUUCUGUUGACAUAUGGUUCGGUAUCUUAAAGCUUAACAAACAAAAUGGCAAGGCUGAAGAAUUGCCAUGGAAGAACUGGUUUUUCAGAAAAGGUGAUGCCAUGACAGUUACUUUUGAAUCUUGUAAUCGCCACCUAACCAACUUGCUGUUAGCGUCAGAACUCAUAAGUCAACUAUAAUUUGAAUUGCACUUAGCUUAAUAGCUAGCAUUAUAAAAGUUCGCUAGAAUUCAGUUCCUUGGGCAUGAUACCAUGUAUCAAAUAUGAUAAAUAUGUACACUUUGGGCCUCUUAGAUUCUGGUUGAUCCAAGGAGCGCAAUACCCAGUUUAUGGUUAUACUGCCAAUCAAACACCUUGAAGCUAUCUCUUUGGUUUCAAUGAAUCAUCAGAGAUUAAUCAGUCGAGGCUGUUGGGUGUGUUUGCUGACUCUAAUAUUUCUGACUUCAAUCAUCUCUGCAGAUACUCUUCCUGAAGAAGCUGCUGCUCUCCAUUCACUGGCCGAGAGUUGGGAAAAUCAACCUCAAAGCUGGGUCGGUUUGGAUCCUUGUGGAACUAAUUGGGUUGGAAUCAGUUGCUCCAAUUCUCACAUCAUUAUUAUAACAUUACCAGGAUUGGGGCUUGGUGGGACUCUUUCUGCGGAAAUUCAGAAUCUGCCUGAAUUGGUGGCUCUGGACCUGUCUUACAAUGAGGGUUUGAAUGGACCAAUUCCCCAAUCUAUUGGGAAUCUGGUGAAACUAAGAUACUUGGUCCUUGUUGGUUGCAGUUUUAGUGGUAAUAUCCCACCAGAAUUAGGCAACCUAGCACGGCUCUCCUUCUUGUAAGUGUCACAGCUGUGUAAACAUUUC
Messenger RNA from Elaeis guineensis (African oil palm), 2062 nucleotides. Lineage: Eukaryota; Viridiplantae; Streptophyta; Magnoliopsida; Arecales; Arecaceae. The record is from RefSeq and is a predicted model, not a curated record.